AUGAUAAGCUGUAAUGAUAUCAAAUCAAUCGAAUCAGUCAAUAAUGCAAGAAUUUAUGCAUAUCGUGGAGAGAAAAUUGCUGGUUUCGAAUUACAAGGCAUCCGAAUGAUAUGCUUACCACAGGCUUAUCAAACAUUUUUAAAAAAUGUUAUCAGUGGUCUUCAUAUUGUUCACAGCAAACUAAAACGUCUCCAAACUCGACUUGUUAUUUGUAACGUUGAACAGAUUCGAGCAUUACGAAAUUUGGGUGCCAUUCAGCAAGGUGUUAAUCGUUGUAAAUUAAUUUCUUGUAGUGAUUUCGAUCAAUUAUAUGAUGAUUGUUAUAAAAUUCAUCAUCGAUCGGGUGGUUCAGCAAAACGUUCCUUAGAACGGUUGAAUACGCAAAAUGAUAUGAGUAAAAAACCGAAAUACACUUCGGAUACUAUUGAAUCAUCUGUAAGUGUUGAAGGAACAGUGGUACCAUUUACAACAACAACAACCCAACAGAUUGCCGUUCAACAUCUGAUGGCUGCUACUGCUACAGCUAUUACCGCUUCAGAAUCAUUGCCAUCAACUGAACAGACAAUGGAUAUAAUCAUUCCUGAUCAUGAAUUCAGCGCUUCAUUAUCAUCGAUACCGUUGAAUUUGACUAAAAAUGCUAAUAAUCAUCAAUACGAGAAUGAUAGUAACGCAUCGCAGAAAAGAAUUUCGAGCGGUAAUUCUAAAUGCAUCCAUCAAAACGAUUGUUCCAUUCAGGAUGCAUCAACUGAAUAUAUGGAAGCUUCACAAGUUAUGCUGAGUAAAUUAAUCUCGCUGAUUGAAAUAGCAACGUUGAAUUUAAAAACAGAACAUGAAUUGAUUGAAAAUGAGAAAUCAUUUAUAUGUAAAUUAAAAAAAGAUUUUGAAUGCAAGCAGAAUGAAUACGAUAAGAUAAAGCGUGAAUUAUCCAUGGAGCAACAAAAAGCAAAGAUUUAUUUCCAACGUUAUUGCAAAGCAAAACGUGAAUCGCUGAAGUUGAAGGAGAAAUUAAUCGAUUUAAACGACCAUAUAAAUACUACUGCAAAAUGCGAAUAA
Messenger RNA from Cercopithifilaria johnstoni, 1053 nucleotides. The record is from the annotation of a GenBank genome assembly. Lineage: Eukaryota; Metazoa; Nematoda; Chromadorea; Rhabditida; Onchocercidae.